CACAAGCCGCCUUCUACCAUACGAGUACCCAAGAAGGAAACACAUUGUAGAGACCUUGAGAGCACAAGCAAAACAAUGGCGGACUUCGCACUUGGGCUGACCAAGACGGCGGUGGAGGGGACGCUGAGCAGGGUAAAGUCGGCGAUAGAGGAGGAGGCCAAGCUCAAGGAGAAGGUGCACCAAGACCUGGUGUUCAUCAUCGGCGAGUUCCAGAUGAUGCAAUCCUUUCUGGAGACCGCCAAAUGGGAGCGUGCCAAGAACAAGGUGGCAAACACAUGGGUGCGGCAGCUCCGCGAGCUGGCCUUCGACGUGGAGGACUGUGUUGAGUUCGUUGUCCACCUGGACAAGGACUCUGCAUGGUGGUGGCGUGUGGUGCCUUCCUGCAUGGCACCACCACGGCACCUAGACGAGGCGGCCGCUGAGAUAAAGCAGCUCAAGGCCAGGGUGGAGGAUGUAAGCCAUAGGAACAUGCGCAACAACCUCAUCAGUGAUUCUGGCUCCCACUCGAAGAUCGUCAUGCCGAUGGCCCCGGCGGCCACCACCUCCAGCCCAUUAGCAUUCGACAACCUACGCCAAGUGUGGGAGGCUGCUGGGAAGAUACGUGACACCGGGGACCUUCAAGAUUUGAUCAGGCAUGAAGACAGUGACCUUCGAGUGAUAUCGGUAUGGGGAAGUACAGGAGAUGAUCUUGGAAUGACGUCCAUCUUCAGCAAGGCGUAUUGUGGCAAGAAAAUCAGCCAAGAAUUCAAAAGCCGUGCAUGGGUAAAGCUCAUACAUCCUUUUAACCCUGAAGAAUUCCUCAAGAACUUGCUGACUCAGUUCUACGAGAGCUCUCACCAAGCAAACGUAGAUGUUGGUCAUCUCAACAAGGCCCAGCUCAUGCAACAAGUGAUGGAACACAAGUAUCUCAUCAUCGUCGAAGGAGUAUCCACCGUGGUAGAGUGGAAUGCUAUUAAAAUGUAUCUUCCAAACAACAAGAAAGGCAGCCGGAUCCUUGUCUCGACGCAGGACUUAGGGAUUGCACUUCAAUCUCCUGGGGAGCCCUACCUAGUAUCAGAGCUCGGGCGGUUUUCGGAUGGAAAAUCACUUUGUGCCUUUUUCAAGAGGGUAAGUCCAUAAGCCUGGAACAAAAUCAACUACUUACAUUAAAGUUAAAUUAUGUCAUAAGAGCAUGCAGAUUUUAUUUUUUGCUCUAUAUACUACUCGGACUCCAGAGCAUAAUUAAGUUCUAAUUAAAAAAACACCAAAUUAUGUCUAUAAUUUACCUCAUACUUUUACCAUUCUUCCUAGAGAUAUGUUAAUUUAAUUGUUUUUUUCUGGCCGAAAUCUUGAAUUAAAUAUUUAUGUGGUUACUACAUUAACUAUUACAAAUAUCUAUUGCUUAUAUUCUUUAAUAUCUCCUGUAUAUAUUAUUGCCUGAGUUGCAUAGAUGUCAUCUAGAUCUAAAUAUGGGACUAUAUGGUGGAAUUAAUAUUUUAUUUAACCCAAAUGAUAACGCCCACAUGUGUGGCAAGUUUACACUUCACCCACACGCGUUGAUCUUCGUCUGUUAUGUUUUGCACGAAUCAUGAAGAAAUCUGUUGGAAUUUCAAUGCCAUGUAGGCAUAGCGUGUUGUGUGGGCAUUAGAGUGCUCGCCCACACGAACCGAAGUGCGCGGUUGCCAGCUGCGUCACGUGGGCGAACCAGUUCCCGCACACACAGUCACCAUCCAUUCCAUGCGCGUGUGGGUGAACUGUUCUUCACCCACACGACCCCGUACGGUGAUAGAUAGCAAUUGCA
This is a messenger RNA of Aegilops tauschii subsp. strangulata, 1780 nucleotides long. RefSeq names its product disease resistance protein RGA4-like. Lineage: Eukaryota; Viridiplantae; Streptophyta; Magnoliopsida; Poales; Poaceae. Gene Ontology annotation, molecular function: ADP binding. The record is from RefSeq and is a predicted model, not a curated record.